Molecule: messenger RNA, 726 nt
Organism: Penicillium samsonianum
Lineage: Eukaryota; Fungi; Ascomycota; Eurotiomycetes; Eurotiales; Aspergillaceae
Product: putative pyrimidine 5'-nucleotidase
Exons: 5
Coding region: 1-726 (241 amino acids)
Biological process (GO): nucleotide catabolic process; pyrimidine nucleobase metabolic process
Molecular function (GO): nucleotidase activity
Source: RefSeq, a predicted model, not a curated record
AUGGCAACCAACGGCGUUAACGGAGUCAGUGACUCACGGCCAGUCUUCUUCUUUGAUAUUGACAAUUGUCUAUAUUCUAAAUCUUGCAACAUCCACGAUGAGAUGCAGGCAUUGAUCAAUAAAUUUUUUGUCAAACAUCUCGACCUUAAAUCGGAAGAUGCCCAUAUGCUACACCAGAAGUACUACAAGGAGUAUGGACUGGCCAUUGAAGGCCUUACCCGCCACCACAAGAUCGACCCGCUUGCAUUCAACUACGAGGUCGAUGAUGCUCUACCUCUUGACAACAUCCUCAAGCCUGAUCCCAAGCUGCGCAAAUUGUUAGAGAACCUGGACACAACAAAGGUGAAGCCGUGGCUGCUCACGAACGCCUAUGUUAACCACGCAAAACGUGUGGUGAAGUUGCUCGGUAUCGAGGAUCUGUUUGAAGGUGUUACUUAUUGUGACUAUGGAAGUUUGCCCUUGGUCUGCAAGCCUAGUCAGGAUAUGUACGCCAAAGCGGAGAAGGAAGCUGGUGCCCCCAGCACGGAUCAGUGCUAUUUUGUUGAUGAUUCCUACUUGAAUUGUGUACAUGCGCAUGCUCGGGGAUGGACUACCGUUCACCUCGUCGAGCCAGGUAUCCCCAUACCACACAAGCCAGCUGCGAAGUACACGAUCUCUAGCCUCAAAGAGCUUCCAGUGCUAUUCCCCCAUGCUUUUAAACAGCAACAAGAAAACGGUGGUGCUUAG